CCCCACCGUCAGUUGUUAACGGCAAUCGCCAUUAGCCAACGCAGAAAACGCACUCUCUUUUCGUCUUCGAUCCGUUUGCUUUGCCGGCUUCUAGUCACGUGCAGUGCUCUAAUUAUCUGUAAACAUCUGUGAAUUACAAUGGCCGACGAAUAUUUCUUUGCUUUGACGCUGAAGGGGGCGAAGGCUAGUGAGGUGUGGGACCCGGAAGCCAAAGGGGCGGAGGACUACCAAGGCGGCCACAAGCUCAUAAUCAAGCAGGCGUUGGUGGGGCCCGAUGCCACGGAGGGUGAAGUGAAUGUGGUUCAGGUUGAGGCAAUGACCUGGAAGGACUCUGUUAAAAUUCCAAUUGCCUCGUUAAAAGCCGGUGGUGCAAACAACCAAGUUCUCUUAGAUUUGUCAUUCCCCGACCCUCCAGUUACGUUCAGUCUGGUACAAGGCAACGGCCCUGUGCACAUAAUAGGGCACCACCUCAUUGGGAGCCCCAUGGAGGAGUUCGAUGAAAUGGACGAGAUGGAAGAGGAGAUGAUUGAGGACGAGGAAGGCGAAGAAGGGGCUGAUGAAAUGAAGAAUAGUAGAACAAACAAACGCAAAGUUUCAAAUGGAAAGUCUAGCGAUAAGGAGGAAGACGAGGAUGAUGAGGAACCCAAAAGCAAAAAGGCCAAAACUAUGAAUAAUUCAAAAGGCAAAACUCCUGUUAAGAACAACAGCAAAGCAAAGAAGUAAUUAAGUUCUUAUUUUUUUUAAAUCAUUUUCAUUUUGUCAUUUUUUGUUUGUCUCAUUGGAAUUGGACUGUAUUAUUUUCAAUUUUCUGUGAACUUCAUUUUCAAAGGACCAUUAUAAGUAGGUGAUUUAAAUGUUGAAGUGUUUUAUGACAAUGAUCCAAUUUCUUUUAUUCCAUAACUAAUUUUAUGUGAAGUAUGUAAGACGAAAGAAACCUGUUUAGGUAUUUAUUUGUGAAAUUCAGUUGUUUGUAAAUACUACAAUCUCAUUAAAAUAGUUUUUUUCUAAUAA
Messenger RNA from Tribolium castaneum (red flour beetle), 1011 nucleotides. It is a transcript of the gene Nlp, whose product is annotated as Nucleoplasmin. The record is from RefSeq and is a predicted model, not a curated record. Gene Ontology annotation, molecular function: RNA binding; histone binding; chromatin binding. Gene Ontology annotation, biological process: chromatin remodeling. Lineage: Eukaryota; Metazoa; Arthropoda; Insecta; Coleoptera; Tenebrionidae. The coding region runs from base 139 to 723 and encodes 194 amino acids. Gene Ontology annotation, cellular component: cytoplasm; nucleolus; nucleoplasm. The transcript has 4 exons.